AUGAUAACCCAGUUUCCUCAAACAAUUCAUUCAUACGUUUUUAAGAAAGCUAUUGGAAAAGGAGGAUUCUCAACGGUUUAUCUUGUAGAAAGCGAGGUAUAUCAUCAAUCUUACGUUGCAAAAGUUACUCCGAUUGAUAGCGAACCAAUCAAAGAAGGUGAUGUAGACCCAUUGGAUGCUGAAAUUAAAGCUCUUAUGAGCUUGUCUCAUCAAAACAUUAUUAGGUUAUAUGAUCACUUUACUGAGGGAAAUAAUUUUUACAUGAUUCUCGAGUAUUGUCAACAUGGAUCUUUGCAAGAUUCAGUUGGAGAAAAUGGGCUUCCAUUACCGCAAUUUAUUACCUAUGGUAGACAAAUUUUAUCUGCCCCCGCUUUUGUUCACUCAAAAGACAUUGCUCACCGAGAUAUCAAGCCCGGAAAUAUCCUUGUUGACUCCCUUGGACACAUCAAAUUAUCCGAUUUCGGAAUUUCAAUACGAAAUGCAAACAAUGUCGUUUCAGCAUUUUCUGGCUCAUUCCUUUACGAAGCUCCUGAAGUAAUCCUUAAGAAGCCACACAAUCCAAUGCAAGCUGAUAUUUGGUCACUGGGAGUUCUUUUCGCUUUCUUAAUUAAUGGAAUGACUCCAUGGAGAAGUGACAAUCUUACAAUACUCAAAAAUCGAAUAUGUACAGCAUCCUAUAAAUUACGAUCAAAUACACCUCCCGAAGUAGCAGAACUAAUUAAUAAAAUGAUCGUUAUUGAUCCAAAUGAAAGACCAACAGCCCAAGAGAUAUUAAGCAUGCCAUUAUUCGAAAAGGAAUCUGUAGAUCCUGUUAAUUCUGAUUCAGAAGAAAUUCAAGAUGUUUUAUCUCCAAAAGGAAGAGCCAGAAGUCAAGCGAUACCUAGAAAUAGAUCUUCUUAUAGCGCUCAAUCAAAAGCAAUUAAUAUUUUCAAAAUGAACUUAAUGGUUGGAAAUAAUAAGCUUCCAAAAAUUAAAUCAAGAUUCCAUAGUGGUCAAGUUGAGACUUUCAUUCUCAAAUAA
This is a messenger RNA of Trichomonas vaginalis G3, 1020 nucleotides long. RefSeq names its product protein serine/threonine kinase protein. Bases 1 to 1020 code for a protein of 339 amino acids. The record is from RefSeq and is a predicted model, not a curated record. NCBI's taxonomy places the organism in Eukaryota, Parabasalia, Trichomonadida, Trichomonadidae. The transcript has a single exon. Gene Ontology annotation, molecular function: ATP binding; protein kinase activity. Gene Ontology annotation, biological process: protein phosphorylation.